AUGGAUGAUGAGCUGUUGGACAGGCUCCUAUUCGGUACAGCAGAAAUAAGAGGCAUGACUUCUGGAAAGAGAAAUGAGAAAUAUUUCUUUACGCAUUCGUUAGAACAGAGUAAAAUUGAUAUGAAAAAGUGUUUCAAGAAUCUUAUAACUUCCAAAUUUUUCGUUUUUUUCCUUUUUACCUUGCUACAUCUGUUCGUACAGAAUACGUCCAUUUCUGAUGAGAGGAACAUUUACGGAGAACUGCAACUGAGUUAUACAUAUUCAAGAAAAUUAGCCGAGAAAGAAAAAACUUCUCGUGCUAGAAAGGCUCCCGCUAACAGGGUGAAAAAGAAAAAGGUGUCUACGUCUUCCUUGAAAAAGGAGGAACCUCCCCAGAAUACAGGGGAGACAGGAGGAAGUGGAGAUGCCACAGGAGCCAGGGCCAGUGUGAAGGCCGCCAACAGUGGUGCGGCAAAAACUGGUGCUGGUGUGAAGGCAGGCAGCAGUGGUGCGGCUAAAACUAGCGGGGAGGCGGCAAAAACUAGCAGCGAUACAGCAAAAGCUAGCGGAAACGCGGCUAAAACUAGCGGAGACGCUGCAAAAACUAAUGGCGACGCGACAGCCUCUUCCGGUAGUGCUGCAGAGAAAACUAGUGGUGAUACCGCAACCACUGUCAGCGAUGCGGCAGUCCCCACUAGUGAUGCGGCUACCUCGAGUAGUGAUGCAACAUCCUCGGGUAAUGACGCAACUUCCUCGAGUAGUGACGCAACAGCCUCGAGCAACGAUGCGACGACAAUCAAUGGCGACGCGACAGGGACAAGUAGCGCUGGCACAACCAGUGGAGACUCCGCAGCAAGCAGCGGCGAAUCGACUACCUCCAGUGGCGAGGCGACCACAUCCGCUGGUAAAGAGAAAGUAAUGCGCAGUUGCUUGAAAAAGGCGACAAGUCCAAAAAGAGAAAAGCGAAAUGUACACUUUGCUGAUCCUAUAUCACGUGAAAAAAUAUUUUAUAAAGAUGAAUGUAUAGGGUACACUGGGGAAAAUGAGGAGAAAGAAAAAAAAGUAGAAAAAGCAGAAAAAGAAAAAAAAAUAAAAAAAGUAGAAGAAAAAAAGGUGGGAAACGAGGGAAGCGACAUUGUAAGCAAAAAAGCAAAAAAAAAAAGAGCCUUGUUUUUUGGCUUUUUGAAAAAGAAAAAAAAGAAAAAAACACUAAAAGCGAAGGUAAAGACCUCUGAAUCGAUAGUAAAGGCAAGUGGGGGUCGAAAUAAUGCUGUAAAGCCAAGCACCGCACAGAAAGAAGCUACUGCAAGUUCAGCAGGAACUACGAAUAAAAGACCCGAAAGGGAGAAAGAAAUUGUAGGUAAUGUACUUCGAAGGAGCGCCACUUUGGAUAACUUAAGUAUAUGA
This is a messenger RNA of Plasmodium vivax (malaria parasite P. vivax), 1386 nucleotides long. RefSeq lists its product as hypothetical. The transcript is spliced from 2 exons. Bases 1 to 1386 code for a protein of 461 amino acids. NCBI's taxonomy places the organism in Eukaryota, Apicomplexa, Aconoidasida, Haemosporida, Plasmodiidae. The record is from RefSeq and is a predicted model, not a curated record.